Messenger RNA from Mustela lutreola (European mink), 10595 nucleotides. It is a transcript of the gene DENND2B, whose product is annotated as DENN domain containing 2B. NCBI's taxonomy places the organism in Eukaryota, Metazoa, Chordata, Mammalia, Carnivora, Mustelidae. The record is from RefSeq and is a predicted model, not a curated record. The transcript has 20 exons. Gene Ontology annotation, biological process: positive regulation of ERK1 and ERK2 cascade. Bases 326 to 3724 code for a protein of 1132 amino acids.
GAGAGAGAGAGAGAGCACGAGUGAGAGAGAGCGAGCUAGCCGAGCAAGCGCGAGCGCAGGAGCAUGCUGGCUGGCGAGAACAGGGUCUCCAUGACAACUGGCCUGGCCAGCUAGAAGUGCUCUGCUCACUUGGCUGGAAGGAGCGCCACGAAAGGUCAGAGGAAGGAGCUGUGGGAAGCUCGCAGCAGGUAUCGGAGCUUAAGUGAGUGGAUUUUGGGGCCCUUGGGCUCCCUUACAGACUGUGGUGCGAGCCAAACUCUGCCAAGCAUGGAGUGGGCAGGAAAGCACCGGGACUUUCAGGGCUCUGGGUUUGCAGAGAGCAGAAAUGACCAUGACUGCCAACAAGAAUUCCAGCAUCACCCACGGAGCUGGAGGCACUAAGGCCCCUCGGGGAACUCUGAGCAGGUCUCAGUCAGUCUCUCCACCUCCAGUUCUCUCCCCACCAAGGAGUCCCGUCUACCCGCUCAGUGAUAGUGAAACGUCGGCCUGCAAGUACCCAAGCCGCUCCAGCUCCCGGCUGCUCCUCAAGGACUGGCACCCCCGUGAUCUUUUACCCCCAAAUCCUCAAGCUCCCUCCCCAGGCACUUCACCACCUGUCUGUCCCCUCAAGGCCACCAACUUCAGUUAUUCGGACCGAAGCCCUUCAGUGUGCAAGAGAGAGGACCAGAAGGAGAACGUCCAAGGGGAAGGCCAGGAUGUAGAGGGAGUAGCUGCUUGCCUCCCUCUUGCCCAGAGCACCCCAUCCUUAGGGACAACAGCUGGCCCACGGAGCUUCUUUUUGAACCGCACUGGCAGCCGUGCCCACAGCCUGGGCAUCCGAGAGAAGAUUUCAGCAUGGGAGGGGCGCCGAGAGGCUUCGCCCAAGAUGAGCGUGUGCGGGGAGAAGCGGGAGGGCUCUGGGGGCGAGUGGGCGCUCAGUGAGGGGUGUCCCAGCGUGGCGCCAUCCCCCUGCAGCUCAGAAAAAGCCUUCGAUUUCAAGGGCCUCCGGAGGAUGAGCAGGACCUUCUCAGAGUGCUCCUACCCUGAGACCGAGGAGGAGGGAGAGGCGCUCCCUGUCCGGGACUCUUUCUAUCGGCCGGAGAGACGGGCAGGCCGGAGUGAGCCCAGCGCCUUCCUCAGGGGGCAUGGCAGCAGGAGAGAGAGCUCAGCAGUGCUGAGUCGGAUCCAGAAAAUUGAACAGGCCCUGAAGGAGCAGCCAGGCCGGGGACUCCCCCAGCUCCCCAGCAGCUGCUAUAGUGUAGACCGAGGGAGAAGGAAGACUGGGACCUUGGGCACGUUGGAGGAACCGACAGGGAGCACGAGUGUGAGCACUGGCAGCCGGGCAGGAGGAGUGGCUGGAAUUGGGGGGGAGGCAGGCCCACCCCUGGAGAGGGAAGGCAGUGACUCCACUAAGCCAGGGACCCCUGGAAAUAGCCCGAGCUCCCAGCUGCUGCCGUCAAAGAGCUCCCCUGAUCCCGCUGUGAACCCUGUCCCCAAACCCAAGCGCACCUUUGAAUAUGAGGCUGACAAGAACCCCAAGAGUAAGCCAAGCAAUGGUCUACCUCCUUCGCCCACACCUGCUGCUCCACCCCCCCUGCCCUCUACCCCCGCCCCACCAGUCACCCGGAGACCCAAGAAGGACAUACGUGGUCACCGCAAAUCCCAGAGCAGAAAAUCCUUUGAGUUUGAGGAUGCAUCCAGUCUCCAGUCCCUGUACCCCUCUUCUCCCACUGAGAACGGUACUGAGAGCCAACCCAAGUUUGGAUCCAAAAGCACUUUAGAAGAGAACGCCUAUGAAGAUAUUGUGGGAGAUCUGCCCAAGGAGAAUCCAUAUGAGGAUGUGGACUUAAAGAGCCGAAGAGCAGGACGAAAAUCCCAGCAACUGUCUGAAAACUCCUUGGACUCUUUGCACAGGAUGUGGGGUCCUCAGGACAGGAAGUACAACAACCCACCCACUCAGCUCUCCCUGAAACCCAGCAGCCAGUCCCUGCGCAGUGGGAACUGGUCAGAAAGGAAGAGCCACCGGCUGCCGCGAUUACCCAAGAGGCACAGCCAUGACGACAUGCUGCUGCUGGCUCAGCUGAGCCUGCCGUCUUCACCCUCCAGCCUCAAUGAGGACAGCCUCAGCACCACCAGUGAGCUGCUGUCCAGCCGCAGGGCCCGCCGCAUUCCUAAGCUUGUCCAAAGAAUUAACUCCAUCUACAAUGCCAAGAGGGGAAAGAAGAGGUUAAAAAAACUGUCUAUGUCCAGCAUUGAGACAGCAUCACUGAGAGAUGAGAAUAGUGAGAGCGAGAGCGACUCUGACGACAGGUUCAAAGCCCACACGCAGCGCCUGGUCCACAUCCAGUCAAUGCUGAAACGCGCACCCAGCUAUCGGACUCUGGAGCUGGAACUGCUUGAGUGGCAGGAGCGGGAGCUUUUCGAGUACUUUGUGGUGGUGUCCCUCAAGAAGAAGCCAUCUCGAAAUACCUACCUCCCUGAAGUCUCCUACCAGUUUCCCAAGCUGGACCGACCCACCAAGCAGAUGCGGGAGGCAGAGGAGAGGCUCAAGGCCAUUCCCCAGUUUUGCUUCCCUGAUGCCAAGGACUGGCUUCCUGUGUCCGAGUACAGUAGUGAGACUUUCUCUUUCAUGCUGACUGGGGAAGAUGGCAGCAGACGCUUUGGCUACUGCAGGCGCUUACUGCCGAGUGGGAAAGGGCCUCGGUUGCCAGAGGUAUACUGUGUCAUCAGCCGCCUUGGCUGCUUCGGCUUGUUUUCCAAGGUCUUAGAUGAGGUGGAGCGCCGGCGUGGGAUCUCUGCUGCCUUGGUCUAUCCCUUCAUGAGAAGUCUCAUGGAGUCACCCUUCCCUGCCCCGGGGAAGACCAUCAAAGUGAAGACGUUUCUUCCAGGUGCUGGCAACGAGGUGUUAGAGCUGCGGCGGCCCAUGGAUUCCCGGCUGGAGCACGUGGACUUCGAGUGCCUCUUCACCUGCCUCAGCGUGCGCCAGCUCAUCCGAAUCUUCGCCUCGCUGCUGCUAGAGCGCCGAGUCAUUUUUGUGGCAGAUAAGCUCAGUACACUCUCCAGCUGCUCCCAUGCCGUGGUGGCCUUGCUCUACCCCUUCUCCUGGCAGCACACCUUCAUUCCUGUCCUUCCGGCCUCCAUGAUUGACAUCGUCUGCUGUCCCACACCCUUCCUGGUUGGCCUGCUCUCCAGCUCCCUCCCCAAACUGAAGGAGCUGCCUGUGGAGGAGGCACUGAUGGUGAAUCUGGGAUCCGACCGAUUCAUCCGACAGAUGGAUGAUGAGGACACGCUGUUACCGAGGAAGUUACAGGCGGCUCUGGAGCAGGCUCUAGAGAGGAAGAAUGAACUGAUCUCCCAGGACUCUGACAGCGACUCUGAUGAUGAAUGUAAUACCCUCAAUGGGCUCGUGUCAGAGGUGUUUAUCCGGUUCUUUGUGGAGACUGUCGGGCACUACUCCCUCUUCCUGACUCAGAGCGAGAAGGGAGAGAGGGCCUUUCAGCGAGAGGCCUUCCGCAAGUCUGUGGCCUCCAAGAGCAUCCGUCGUUUUCUUGAGGUUUUUAUGGAGUCUCAGAUGUUUGCCGGCUUCAUCCAAGACAGGGAGCUAAGAAAGUGUCGGGCAAAGGGCCUCUUUGAGCAGCGAGUGGAGCAGUAUUUAGAGGAACUCCCAGACACUGAGCAGAGUGGGAUGAAUAAGUUUCUCCGAGGUUUGGGCAACAAAAUGAAGUUCCUCCACAAGAAGAAUUAAGCCCCUUUCCCAGUAAUGGAGCCCAGUGCCUUGCCAAGCCUGGAGCCUGGGGAGGGGGCCAGCUUGGAACCUUCUGGGCUGCUGUGGCUACUCUGCCCCCACAGACCCUGCCCUCCAAGCCAGCCCACCUCUGCCUUCACAAUAUCCCAGGAUACUGUUUGUAAAUAAUCUGCUGUAAGCUUUCUUAUCUCUUUUUGUAACAAGCAAAGAGAAUCUGGUAAAUAUUUGUAUAUUCCCAAGGGGCUGGGUGCUGGCGACUGGCCAAUUAUGUGCAGCUGACUGUCUCAGCCGAACCACUGAUCUUCCCCUGGAGGCUCCAGGCCUGCCUGCCUGAGGCCCCUGCUGCCAGUCUUGGGCCCUGGAGAGCAGAUGCUGUCUUGUUAUGUACAGGAGGACUAUUUUUUUUUUUUAAUCUUAGAGUUUCUAUUUUUUUUCCAGUAGUCCCCCUCCCCUAACCCUCCGUUUUUGAAAGGCAAAGGCCAAUCAGUUCCCAUUUGCAGCGUGGUACCAGACUCUCGGGCCUGGCCCUCUCUUGUUCCUCCCACCUUUGUGAUGAUGGUCAGUGAGUCACGGGAAGCCCACCCCCCACCCCCGGCUGUUCCAGUGCUCUCCAGGCCCAGCUCGCAGUCCGUGGUGGCCACGAUGCGGUACAGGGCAUCCCUCCUUCCCACCAUCUACGGGUGUUCUCAAUAAACAGUGUACAGUUGUUUGGGCCCAGAGCCCUACGUGUUCCUUGGCUUCAUUUUCUAUAGUUCUCUCUCCUGGGGGAUGGGCUCAGAUAGGCCAGUCAGGAAUGAAACACCAUCAUGCAGGGAAUGAGCACUUCCUUAAGAGUUCAGCUUCAGUGUGAGUCACUUACCUCCCCUGAAACAAGUUCUCUGGCUUGAACUGUUAUGACUGGUCUAGAAGAUACCUUGUCAUUGUUUUGUUCAGCUUGCCACUUCGAUAACCAGCUGUUCAGACUCUCUAUGUAAGUGUUCCCAGUGAUGGAAAGAAUGCUCAGUGCUUGCAGCUCCACUGUUAGGUGAAUCUUAAAAUUUUGCUCUUUAGUAUGAAGCCCUCACUUCAUACUAAAAGUGAUGAAGACAUCACUGGGUGUCCUGACAUUGGUGGUUAAAGCUCAGCAAAAGCCAACCCAGGCUUGCUCACAGCUCUGGCCCAUUGCCUAUAGCUCUUCUGUCACUCUGUUACUAGUUUUCUCCUGUUGACCUCUGCAAUAUUCUUUGGAAAAGCAAGAAGAGCAGGGCAGGAAAUAUGGGUGGCUUAGGCUUUUCACCCACCCAAGGCCUUCGCAGAGCAAAGACUGUGAAAAUUUCUAAGACGAAAGAUGAGGCAGUAAGCUGGAACUCCCUUAACUGAAUUCAGUUUGGCACUGGCAGGAUUUGAACCAAGAAGUAGACCUUCCUGUCCUUCCGCCCUGGCCUACUUAAACAGGAGACAGUCCUAUCCUGGACUCCCUUCCCUCUUCCUUCCCAUUUCCAUUGAGGCUCCCAAGGUCCCAACCUGUUUGGGGUUUGAGGUUGCUAUCUUCUUCCUAAAGUGUAAAGGGUUUGUUUUCUGGGAAGACAAAGUCGUCUUCUCCUCUGAAAAAGCCUCUUACAUAGUUGGCUUUGGCAUCUUCCAGGAAUAGGGAGGCAGAGAUUGAGGCCUCAUGAAUCUGAGUUCUCAAGCUAAAGUAGAGAAGAUAGUACUUAUCAACAGAAAGUCCAGGGUCCGGUAUAGUUAACUUCAGGACUCAUUACUGCUAACCCAGCCUGGGCUUCAUGAUGGUCACAGAAGUAGAUUCCUUAACAGUAAAAUAGUAAUAAUACAGUUUCCAAAAGCUGUUUCUUUCUCCUUUCCUUCUCCCACUCCCCUCUUUUUUAAUGUGAUUCCAAAGAAUCCUCACAGAUAUGUGGUCACACCACAAGAGAUAUAGGUAUAAAUUCCUUUUUUAAAAUAAAAUUUGAAACUUUUAUGUAUCUUUAAAAUCUUAGGAUACCUAAGAUUAACCCCAAGGAUUUUUUCCUCCUGUAAGGGCCACAGCUUCAUCCUAAUUCAGAAAAUCAGUACAGGCCCAUAAUGGCUCUGGUUAGGCUACAAGGGUCCACACAGGGAGUACUAUGGACUAGGCACGGAAGACUUUGGGGGAAUAUAGAGGAGGGUAUGAUAGCAGGCAGCCUGGUAUGGGGUUGACAAAAAGUGGUCAGGACUUCUUUCAAGUUGUUUUACAUGACCCCUAAAUAGAUGGUUCUUAACCCUAUUGGAUCCAACACUCUCCUUUUCUAUAGCACAUACUCUAAUUCCCCCCUUUACUAUCCUGAAAUGAAAUUGGUAUAUAAGGUAACCUACCUAAACAUACCUUAAUUUUCAUAUAAAUAGGGAGAAAUAAAAGGAAAAAUUUUGUUUAACAUGUAUUUAAAUAUGUAAAUGCUUGGGUAUAGCUGUACUAGAAGAUAUAAUGAGGUUAGAUAUAGAAUCACUGAAUUUAGCAGCUACACAAGCACAGAUCAAAGUGUGUUGUAUCAGCAACAGAUUCUACUGAGUAAGUGCUACCAUUGGUAAAAGAGCUGGACAACUUUUUUUUUAGAGGGUAUGGAGGGGCAGAGGGAGAGGGAGAGGAAAUCUUAAAGAGGCUCCACACCGAGCAUGGAGCCCAGCACAGGCUCAAUCUCAAGACCCUGAGGUCAUGACCUGAGUUUAAAUUAAGAGUCAGAUGCUUAACGGACUGAGCCACUCGUGCACCCCAGAGAAUUGAACAGCUUUUGGCAAUGUUGUGAGCAAAACACAGUAUGAGCUUUCCCUUAACUUAAACAGCAUUUGGAAUCCUGGAAAACUGAGAAGUAUAUAUACCCUGGGGGAGGGUAUUAUGUGUAAAAUGGAGAUAGAUCUAAACUAGAUUUUUGUUGUUUAGAAUCAACCCAUACAUUGCAGGAUGUCUAGCAACCUGGACCCUCCAUGAUUGUGACAAAAAAAAAAACCUGCCCCAUUAAUUUUCAAACUGUCUCCCCAGAGGAUGGUUUUUGCCACCAUUGAAAAUAAGUGUCUUUAAACCAUCUUUCUGACCACCCUAGGGCACUUACUCAGGGACAACACAAAGCUUUUCCUCUACCAGAAGCCCCAAUGCCUACAGAGUGUCAGCCCUCUUCUAUUCUGGAGUCAAUAAAGGCCCUGGGUUUUCUUCUUAAUCACUUUGGUAACUUUUAGAGCAGGGCAGGUUCCCAAUACAUCUUCCUAAAUGCCUUUUUGUUUGUUUGUUUUUAAACUAAAUAUGCAUGCUCUGGUAAACUGUAGUGUCAAAAUGAGGAAUCUGGGUUCCUUAAAGGCAGUAUUUUGAAGGAGUAUCUUUGGAAAGCCAUAUUAUUCCAACUCCAGCUUAUAUUGGAAUUAGGGCUCCCCCAAAAGCAUUCUAAUUAUAAUCACAGCUCAGUUCAAAUUUUUGCUAAUAAUAAUAUCCUUUUACAUGGAGACUUGUAACUUGUACCCAAAUGACUUAUUUAUAAAGAUACAGAAGCAGUAUUUUAAAAAAAAAAAAAAAAAAAGGAGGGGGCGAAAUAAAAGUAAAACAAAAAUUGGGCCAUAAAACAGAGCCAGAAUUCAAUUUACAUUCUUAAUAAAGGUGAUACACGAAAUUAGUUUCUAGAGCCAAAGUAGUAGUAUGCCUUCCUAAACAUCUUAUUUGCCUAUGGAGGUGGGGGGGAGUGUCACUUAAAAGGUCAUGAAAACUUAAAAAAAAGUCAUGAAAAUUCUAGACCAAGAGAAAAUACUACAUUUCGGUACUGGCAAGUUUCUGGUAACUUGGAAAUUAUUUUCUGUCCAUUUAUAUUGCUUUUUAUAUUCUAUUAAAUAUAUUAAAUAUGCAUUUGGUUAAGCAAGAAACUCAAACUAUCAAAACAUACAUCUCCCCCACUUCACACAGCUCAUUAGAAAUGCCUUCUCAGUUUUAUGUCCUCCCAUUUCCAUCUCCAUGUACGUACAAGCAGGUGUCCCAGGUACCGUGAACGUCGUAAUUGGCGCUCAUCUUUUUGACAACCAAUUAACAAGCUAAUUCUGAGAAGUUUGGAAAUUCCCGUGUUUGACGUGAAUAUAAAAACCAUGUUUCCAUAAGCGUCGCAAGGUUGGCCCGGCCCCCUGUUCUGAAGGGGCCCACGCCCACCGAGAGCCGCCGACUUAAACCUCCCGCCAUGCCUAGGAAAGUCUCCCGGCCGCUCGACAAGCCCGGCUCCGCCCAUUCCGGAACUGGCUGCGCCCACGGAAGGAACCGGUGCCGAACGUGCUUCCGGUCGUGGAGCGGGUGAGGUUAAUGUGACCCCGGAACCAGAACCUUACACCCUCAGGAAGUGGUUCUCCGGGGCUGAGGCGAGAAGAGGUGGGUGUUGUGUGAUGGCGUCGCAGAAGUAGGGCCGUGUAAACCACAAGGGCAGCUGCGGGAGCCUCAGGCUCUGUAGGGCUGUGGCCUCUGCCGUCUCCGUUGUCGUCCGCCUUCCGCCGAUGGUGCGCCCUUAGGCACACCAGGGGUUUUCAGACCAGGGGCUGAUUUUGUGUGGCCUGGCCAUCAAGUAAGAAUACGCGUAUUUGAAUUGAAACCUUAAAUUCGUUAGCGGAUUUUGAAAAUGGGGUCGAGUCCGAUAUCGACAAGUUAUCUUUUUAAAGCUUCAGCUCCGAGGUUUGUAUGAAAAUGUAUCUAAAGCACAUGUACAUUAGGCCAGAAAUCCUAUCCUUAGCAAUCCAAGCUAUAGAAAAUAAGCAGGUCAGCCUGAUGGGCUAGGUGACGUUAUUUUACCAGUCUUUAGAGGAAGGUAAACAUGGUUGAAGACCACGGACUUGGAGGUUCUCUGACAACGCUCUGGCCUUCGUUUAUGGGAAGACUUCUAUUGACCCUGUACCCAGAUCAGCCACUAAAAAGACCAGUGGCAGUGUGGGCCUCUGCCUGCAGCACAGACUAAGCAGCUUGGCAGCUUCAUUUGUUUCUUCAGCGUGGAUUGUAUCUCAGCAGUGGCCCCUUUGAUGCAAAUAUAAAGUCAAAGUGUAAGGUUUGCGCUUGGUCCCAUCAAACAAGCCAAGUGGUCCCUAUAGGUCUGUGCUUUUCAUUUGCAACAGGAAAGUACGGUUUUGUCUCCUGGCUUCCUCGACAAGAUUAACACCUGAAUCAAAGCAUCUGCCAGCUAUUAGUUGUUGGUACUUGAGUAAGCAAGCUGGAGAGUCUGCUUCAGCUGUCCUUCCAAGGCCAGGUGGGAUGGCAUGGUAUCUGGAUUAUCUUCUAUUUAAAAUGGAUGAGGGACUUUCACAUUCAGCAUGGCCAUCUACACCUCCAUACAAGGAUAGGUAUUAUCCCACUUAACCCCACCAUGUUUAUGGGUAGUGAUGCUACACAGUAAAUUUCUUGGUAAUAAACUGGCUUCUAAGGGACUUGUUUUCACAUAUGGGCUAAAUCCUACCUGUCCAGGCCUAACCAUUUAGCUGCCAGCCCCACCCCAAUUCAUCCAGUUGCAAAGUCCUAUCCAUUUAAUUUUCUGAAUCCUACUCCUGCUUUCUCAUUCCCAUUUUCUUUGCUCCACCUCCCACUGCAGCCCAGUCCCUAACUACACUCACUUAUUUUGCUUAACUUUCCCAAAUUGGAUAGCAUGUUUGCUCUUCUCUCUGCUUGAUCAUUUUCCCUUAUCAGACCAUGGGGAUUAAUUUGUCCACUCCCAUAAUCGUUCACAGGAAGUUGAAAAGGUUAAGUACUUCCAUUUUAAUCCACACAAUCCUCAGUCUUUAAAGAUGCCACACACAGCUGUUAAGAUUUGGGUCAAAAGCUCAAACCCCAUCUGUAUCUCGAUAUUUUUAGACUCUUCAUUGUGUAAUUAUAAUCAGACAUUUAAUUCUCUUAGUAUCAAUAUCAACUACAACCCAUUUCAGAUCCAUGACCUCAGCUUCCAGAUUGUAUGUCCUCCAAGACACUAAGGGACCAGUUUUGCCUUUCUCCAUCAUCAAAGAUCAAAUCUGAAUUAUCCAGUUUGUCCAACUGAGUAAAGCCUUUGCACACUUUUCAACCAAAUCACUAAGUUUGCUGUCCAUUUUCCUUUUACUUGGGGGUCUGCAGAAUCCUCUAAAGAUUGUCACAAAUUUGUCCCAUCGGAAGUCAUGGUUCCCAGCCCACAUAUCACCCUAGAGGACUAAGAAACCACCACUCAAACCUAGUAGCAUUUUAAGUGUCAUCCUAUUUUUUUUGGCCAGGGUUGUAGACACCAACUUUAUUUGGGGCCAAAGAAAACGUCACAAUUUUUGGAAAGAACUAGAAAAACUGUAGCAAAUUAUAAUUUACCCUGAGAUCUGAAGGUCCUAUCUGCACACAAGCACUGGUCACCAUUUCAUUUUUGUAGGAUACAAACCUCAGAAAGCCCAAGUACAGCUUCUGGCUUUCCCAAAUUCUAUGCUAAUUUCAGACUAGAAUCUUUAGCAUCUCAUGAUGUAGUUCUUUGAACAUUAAUACACAGGGAUAUGUACAUCCUGACAAAUGCUUUUUAGAUCCCAAACCACUUUCAUGUAUAAAAGCCCCGAUGUGUCUAAGAUUCAGACUGGGCCCCCUCUCAAGAUUCUGGAAUGGUAUGAUAAAAGACAGAGUCAAGGAGGAAAAACCUUAGGCUCAGGAAUUAUAUCCUUCACAAUCGCUUCAAUCCUAUCACUUUGUCCACUCUUUAGAAUGCCCCAUCAAAACUGAGUUUUCCUGGGACACCUGGGUGGCUCAGUUGGUUAAGCGGCUGCCUUCGGCUCAGGUCAUGAUCCCAGCAUCCUGGGAUGGAGUCCCACAUCGGGCUCCUUGCUCAGCAGGAAGCCUGCUUCUCCCUCUGCCUCUGCCUGCCACUCUGUCUGCCUAUGCUCACUCUCUCUGACAAAAACAAAACAAAAC